AAAAGCAUAACCAAAUCCCAAAUUUUCCUUCAUCUUUUUAACAAUCAAAUGAACAAAAACAAAAAUAUAUAAGCAAAAAUAAAUAAAAAUAUUCAUUCAUUCUUCAAAUCUGAGCAAUUUUCCUGGAAUUUGUAAGACAUGCAGAAAGAUCACACCUUCACUCAGAUCCUUGUAGCCUCCUCAAUCGGCAUCAUCAUUGCCGCCGCGCUGCAUUACCGCCUCCGAAAGCACAAGGAUCAGAAGGUCAUCCCCCGCCUCAAGGUUUCCGACUCGAACCGCGUUCAUCACAAGCUCGAGAGGUUCCCCCACUAUGUAGCUAGGCAGCUGGGAUUCAAAGACAGAAGAGAAUGUCCACAGCUCUGCAAGCUAGCCACUGAAUACAUUAGAAAGUUUGAGGGGUUUGAGGAAGAUAUCUACAACUUCUUUUCCAGUGAACCGGAUGCGGAUUCUCUGUUUGUGAAGCUCGUCGAGGAGUUUGAGAGAUGCAUCCUCAGUUAUUUUGCAUUUCACUGGAGCCAAGCUGAUAUGAUGAUUACUCAGAUCUUGAGUUGUGAUGCUGAGCCCAAAAAGAAGCUCAACAUUGUCAUGGCGGCAACCAGAGAACAGAGAUUCGAGAGAGUGACGAAAAAUUUGAAGGUGGCUAGAGUUUUCACUAACUUAGUGGAGGAGAUGAAGGCGAUGGGACUCGCACAGCCGGAUGACUCAACGUGCACAGAGGUGAUGGCUCCGGUGGCUCAUGCUGACAGAAGUCCGGUCCUCCUGCUCAUGGGAGGUGGAAUGGGAGCAGGAAAGAGCACUGUGUUAAAGGACAUUCUCAAAGAACCAUUCUGGCACGGAGCAGCGGGGAAUGCUGUAGUGAUUGAGGCAGACGCCUUCAAAGAAUCAGAUGUCAUAUACAGAGCUCUCAGCUCCAGAGGCCAUCAUGACGACAUGCUUCAAACCGCUGAACUGGUACACCAAUCAUCUACGGACGCAGCAUCAUCCCUCCUCGUCACAGCGCUUAAUGAAGGGCGGGAUGUCAUCAUGGAUGGCACACUCUCUUGGGUACCAUUUGUUGUGCAGACGGUAACAAUGGCCAGAAAUGUUCAUCGCCGUCGUUACCGCAUGGGGCCUGGUUACAGGGUGAAUGAGGAUGGAACUGUCACUGAAAACUAUUGGGAACGACUUGACGAUGAAGAACCAGAACAAGUAGGAGGCAGAAAGAGAAAACCGUACAGGAUAGAGCUUGUUGGAGUCAUGUGUGAUGCUUAUCUAGCUGUUAUAAGAGGCAUCAGGAGAGCUAUCAUGGUUAGAAGAGCGGUGCGAGUAAACUCACAAUUGAAAUCCCACAAGAGAUUUGCUAAUGCAUUUCUAACAUAUUGCCAACUGGUUGACAACGCGAGACUAUAUUGCACGAAUGUACUGGAAGGCCCGCCUAAGUUGAUAGGAUGGAAAGACAAAGACAAAACAUUGCUCGUGGAUCCAGAUGAAAUCGAUUUUAAAAGGGUGGGCAGGCUAAAUGACACAGCGAAUUCCAUAUACGAACUUUACAAGCGCCCUAACCCAGCUUAUGAAACCGGGUCAGUCUGGAAGGACAUUGUCUUAUCACCUUCAAGAUUAAACAUUCAAAAGGAGCUGAAGUACUCCAUUCAGAAAGUCGAAAGAUUGAAACAAUAAGCCAACGGUCCCAGCCAGGUAGCAUUUUAAACUUCUUAUCUUCACAGCUCACAAGACGGGAGGAGACAUAGCAAAGGAUCGGAGUUUUCCAUAUUUGCAACCAGCAAGUAUUUGUCAGUGUUGUAGCAAAGACGAGGAGCUUUCUUGUCUGUGUUGUAUCAAAAAUGAGGAGCUUACUCCUAACGUUUAUAUAUAUAGAAGGUGAAGAUUUGCAGGUCAAAAUUCGGAUUUAUCUUCACAGAUGAUCAUAGGCAUAUAUAUGAGAUUGACAAUGUCUGAUUUCCUUGUUGUAUGAACUUCAUUAGGCCAGUUUAGAAAAGAUAUUUCCUUUUUCCUUGUGUUUUCUGUUCUGAUAAACCUAAACUUACCCUUAACAUAAACAUACGGUGUAAUCGAAAUGAAUUAAUGACUUUGAAUUCAGA
This is a messenger RNA of Malus domestica (apple), 2078 nucleotides long. RefSeq names its product calmodulin calcium-dependent NAD kinase. The record is from RefSeq and is a predicted model, not a curated record. Lineage: Eukaryota; Viridiplantae; Streptophyta; Magnoliopsida; Rosales; Rosaceae. Gene Ontology annotation, molecular function: kinase activity; ATP binding.